This is a messenger RNA of Pelobates fuscus (common spadefoot toad), 1950 nucleotides long. RefSeq names its product zinc finger protein 883-like. Lineage: Eukaryota; Metazoa; Chordata; Amphibia; Anura; Pelobatidae. The transcript is spliced from 2 exons. Bases 1 to 1635 code for a protein of 544 amino acids. The record is from RefSeq and is a predicted model, not a curated record.
AUGAUGGACACUCUACGGGCCAUGGGAUUGGGACACAACAUGAUGAAGUGGAUCACAACCAUAUAUGAUAAGCCUCACGCAACUAUCCGGGUGAACGGGGCCCUUACUUCCAGCUUCGAGAUCCGAGGUUCAUUUAUAGACAACAAAGACUGUGAAACAAUCAAUAAUACCUCACUUAGCAAUAUUCAGACUAAGGAAGAGAACAAUGGAAUCUGUAAACUAGUUUCACUUCAUGUUGACUUAAAUGAUGUGAAAAAAGCUGAGAAGGAAUCGGAAACAAUUAAAAGAUUGUCCAGUGACAGAACGAAAACGGAGAAGGUAUGUUUACUAAAGAGAAGAUACACAGGAAAUGACACUGAGAAAAAAUCUGAGAUGUUUGCCAGAGAGGCUCAAACGAAUGGAGUGGAUAUCCACAGCGAUAUUGAGAACAUGAUUGAAAUUAAGAAAUUUGUCCCAAAAACACAAACAAAUAUAAACAGGAAACUAUACAUUUGUCUAGAAUGUGGGAAAUGCUUUAGUGGGAAAUCUAGCUACACUGUGCAUCAAAGAAUACAUACAGGAGAGAAGCCGUUUACAUGUACUGAAUGUGGUAAAAGUUUCACUACUGGAUCGAACCUCACCACUCACAAGCGUGUCCAUACAGGGGAGAAGCCAUACAAGUGCCCGGACUGUGAUAAAAGCUUUAGCCAGAGCUCCAAACUUGUGAAGCACCAGAGAAUACAUACUGGAGAGAAACCUUAUGCCUGCUCUUAUUGUGGAAAACGUUUCAACUUGAGUUCAAAUCUUGCGGUACAUUUCAGGACUCAUACCGGAGAGAAACCCUACGUUUGUGGGGAAUGUGGUAAAAGUUUUAGUCAAAGUUCCGUUCUGAUUGUGCACCGAAGAAUCCAUGUCCGAGAGAGAAUAAAAAAUAAUAAUUUAAAUACUAGGAUUUUAGAAGAUGGAACGAUGAAAAAUAAAUCCACAUUGAUAAGGACUGCAGACAUAAAGAAACAAGCUAGUCCACCACAUACCAAACCGAGUGCUAAAAAUAAUCCUUUGCCAAACAGGCCAAUUGAUUGUGGUGUUGCUAGCAAUGUGUCUGAAAAUAUUAAUAUAGAAACAAACAAUGGUCCAAAAAUAAAAAGGACUCCCUAUAUUUGUUCAGAUUGUGGUAAAAGUUUUCCUGGUAAAUCAAGGUAUAUAGUUCAUCAGAGAACCCAUACAGGUGAAAAACCUUUCAUGUGCUCAGAUUGUGGGAAAUCUUUUAUAACAAGGUCAAACCUGAUCACCCACCAGAGGACUCAUACUGGCGAGAAACCAUAUAUAUGUACAGAAUGUGGAAGAGGAUUUAGCCAAAGUUCUAAGUUGGUUAAGCACUGCCGUAUUCACACAGGAGAAAAACCAUAUUCUUGCCAAGACUGUGGAAAGAGCUUUAGCCUGAGCUCAAAUCUUGCCGUUCACCAACGAACACACACCGGAGAAAAACCAUACAUUUGUGAUGAAUGUGGGAAAAGCUUUAAUCAAAGCUCAGUGCUCGUUAUACAUAAACGUAUACACUCAGGGGAGACACCGUACAGUUGCAAUGACUGUGGGCUCGGGUUCAGAGAUCGUGCCAAGCUUGGGAAACAUCAGCAAAUUCAUGACUGUUCAUAGUGUUCGAAUCCUCAGUAUUUUAAGAAGUAAAAUACAUUACAUUUGUCUAAUAUCUGGUACAAAAAAUGUUAUGUGCAAGUGGUCUGAUACAAAGCAAUUACAUUUUUCUGUUCAUCAAAAAAUCUACAGCAUUUGGCAUAUAUUGAUCAACAUGGUUGCAUGGCUCUAAACUACCAAGUUUAAUGAUCUCUUUGAAUAUUUCCCGGAGUACUAUGCUAUGAGUAAAACCAGUGUGCAUCAGUAUUUUAGAUUCCACCUUGUAUUGCAUGGAUGCAGCUCUGUUUAAAAAUAUAAAACCAUUAUUUUAAAUUAAUA